Molecule: messenger RNA, 849 nt
Organism: Asparagus officinalis (garden asparagus)
Lineage: Eukaryota; Viridiplantae; Streptophyta; Magnoliopsida; Asparagales; Asparagaceae
Exons: 2
Coding region: 1-849 (282 amino acids)
Source: RefSeq, a predicted model, not a curated record
AUGACAACCUCAGAGAAGUUCCUACAGCCGUCUAUUCCGAGAUUUGACGGCCACUACGACCAUUGGUCGAUGUUGAUGAAGAAUUUCUUGAGGAGCAAGGAGAUGUGGAACCUGGUACAUGAAGGGCUUCCUACACCGGUAAUAGGAACAGCACCGGCGAGUGAGGCACAGAGGAAGAGUGUCGAAGAAGCCAAAAUCAAGGAUCUGAAGGUCAAAAAUUUUCUAUUCCAAGCAAUAGAUAGAGAGAUCUUGGAGACCAUUCUUGAUAAGGGGACGUCGAAGGCAAUUUUGGACUCGAUGAGGCAGAAAUAUCAGGGGUCCACCAAGGUGAAGCAGGCACAACUCCAAGCGUUGCGGAAAGAGUUCGAGUUGUUGAACAUGAAGGAAGGAGAGAAGAUAGAUAGUUUCUUGGCUCGCACCCUAACUGCGGUGAACGAAAUGAAGGUGAAUGGUGAAGUCAUGGAGCCUAGCAUGGUGGUUGGUAAGGUUUUGAGAUCAUUGACACCCAAGUUCAACUAUGUUGUUCGUUCCAUUGAAGAGCUGAAUGAUCUGAACACUAUGAGCAUUGAUGAGCUUCAUGGAAGUCUACUUGUUCAAGAGCAAAGAAUGCAGGGCUAUCAGGAGGAGGAACAAGCCCUGAGGAUUUCGACAACUUCAGAAGAAGGGUUUAGCCAUCUUAAUUCAGCAUGUGAACUAAAUGGAGAGGAGCAGAAUGAAGCAACUGAAGGUGAGAAUAUGAAUACCGCAAGCAGUAGCUCCAAUAGCAGUUCGAGUGGUACAACUCCAAAUGAAGAGAAUGAUGUUCUAGUUGAAGGGAGGGGUACAAGAAACAUGAGAGAAUCGGCCUAG